AUGAUAACUAACACCGAGUUUGAUGUGCCCGUAGAUUGGUUGUAUAAGGGCAAGAGUAGGCGCAAGACGAAUACGAAGGCUUCGAGGCCUUCUACGUCACCAGCUUCUACUUCGACUACUUCCGCUCCAAAAGUUGGGGACAAUGGCGUCAGUGGCAACAGCAGCAGCAAGCCACGUACGAGGUCUUCAUCUGUGUCGAAUGCAGCCCUUUCGAAUAUCGAGAAGCAGAGUUCGGACGGCGGCAGUAGCAAUGUGUAUGGCUCAGACACAGACGACAUCCCGCUACUCACGCCCAUCAAUAGUGGUAACCGGGACGAUCCAACCGACAUGGAAAAUGCAGAUGCUAUAGGUGAUGGCGACAGCAAGAGUGGUAUUCCUUUGACAAAAAAGAAACGCUCCACGUCUAUAUCCAAUGCUGUGGUCUCGUCUACACCGAGGUUGGCUAACCCGAACCUAAAUGCAGUUGCAAAUUCUUCUGUUGGCAAGGGGAAGCUCCCACCGAUUUCCUCUUUAUCAAAUGCUACUAUUAAGAGAAGCAGUUCGGCCAGUGGCGAAAAAUCCAAAAGGUCAAUUUUUGGAUCUCUGUUUGGCAAAAAGUCUGCCUCUUCUUCUGUUCCCUCUGCCAAGAAAUCAUUACCUGCUGUCAGCACCUCCGCACCUGUGAUUGACUCGCCUAAUAGCGUCAAAGGCGGCACCGCCUCGAAUUGUCGUGUAAAGGGGCUUUCAUCGCCAAUGGCAGCAGCAGCUCCUGCUAGCAGUAAACCACCCACACCUAUAUCGCCAUCUCCGCCAGUGCUAUCCUCCCCCGGCCUCUCAAUAAAGGACUUGUCUAUUGUCUCGUUAAAAAGAGUGUCGUUUGCCGUUGACAAAUUUGAGUCCGACCCUCCUCAACAACUUCCUUCGAGAACUCCAAAAAAAGGAAAUAUCUUGAUCCCGGAUGAUAUGAUAAGCGAGGCUCCCUCUAUAUCCUUAGGAAUAUCCAGCGCCAAUCAAUCAACCAGGCCGCCUAACUCCAACGUCAAGGGGCCACUGUAUACGAAAAAGUCCAAAGAAUACAUACUGGCAUUGGAGAAUCAGAAACUGGCUUUGAGGGAAGCUGCCAAACAUCAGCAAGAGGCCCAUUUUGCUGCUAACAGAAUAGCCUUUGAAGUGGCCGAUUUUAAAACUGCCGCGAACACAAGUGAUAGGCUUGCUGAAAAGUCAUCAAACAGCUCUAUUUCAAAGCAAGAUGAAGAGUUGGCAAAGCCAAAGGUGGACACUGGCCAUGAGAUUGGCAAUAAUACAUUCGCUGAAACCCUCUCAAAAGUUGGCAUUGAUAAACCUAUCCAUAUGCAUGAGCACUAUUUCGAAGACCUCGAACAAGACAACCGUCAAAAUGAUCAAGUUAUGGAAAAUAACGAAGUCACCCUUGACGUCAUUUACACAAGGUGUUGUCAUUUAAGGGAGAUUUUGCCCAUUCCAUCUACCCUACGACAAGUGAAGGAUAAGACGGCUCCAUUGCAAAUAUUGAAGUUUCUUAACCCCAAGCCCACCUUGAUCGAUGUUCUUUCGUUUUGCGAUUUCAUAACGAUUGCCCCCAUCCAUACAAUUAUUUUUGAUAAUGUCGCUUUAAACCAAGAUAUGUUUAGAAUAAUCAUGUCUGCGUUGGUAAACUCCACAGUAUUGGACAAGUUGAGCUUAAGAAACGUACGGAUCGACCAAGAGGGAUGGAAGCUGCUGUGUAAGUUUCUUCUGUUAAGUAGAUCAUUGAACAAGUUGGACAUUUCUCAAACGAAAAUCAAAUCCGACCUUGCUGAAUCACUGUAUCGCCAUAAUAUGGAUUGGAACUUAUUCACCGAAGUAUUAACGCAACGAUCUCAUAAACCCUUCGAAGAAUUGUUACUUAAUGGUAUUCAGUUCAACAAGAUUCCUUACAAGUGCUUCGAACGUUUGUUGACAUCUUUUGCGACCCAAAAAAACCUACCGGAAUCAGGUAUUAGACUUGGUUUAGCAGGAGCUAGUACCUCCAACAUCUCUCAGGACUGUUUGAAAUUCAUUUUUAACUGGAUGUCUCAAUAUAACGUACAAGGUGUGGAUCUAGCAUUUAAUGAUUUGUCUACUAUGGUGAAGUCAAUGGUUGGUAAAUUGUCUGCUUUAUCAUAUGAUAAUUUAAGAUAUUUUAUCUUGAACAGUACCAAUAUUUCCACCUCUUAUGAUAUGGCGUUGCUUUUAAAAUACCUUUCAAAGCUGCCUAAUUUAAUAUUUCUGGAUUUGAGUAAUUUGCCCCAAUGCUUUCCUGAUAUCUUACCAUACAUGUACAAAUAUUUACCAAGAUUUCCUAACUUGAAGAGAAUACAUUUGGAUAGCAACAACCUGACAUUGAAAGAACUGGCCGUGGUUUGUAACAUAUUGAUCAAAUGCAAAUCAUUGUCCCACGUAUCUAUGACUAAUCAAAAUGUGGAAAACUUAUACUUGAUGAAUGGGAGUGACUUGACUGUACAACAAACCAGCACAGAUGGAGAGUCGGAUACUUCGAGCGUAUUGGAGGUGAGGGGACAAUUUGCAAAGAACAGUUUGUCUUCUACACUUUACGCAUUUGCUAGGGAUUCUUCCAACUUGAUUGGUUUGGAUUUUGAUUAUGAUUUAAUAUCAGAGGAGGUCCAAUCUAGAAUUGCCCUAUGCUUGAUGAGAAACAUGAGACGGACCAUGGAUUCUACUUUCCAGUUAGACGAGCUGGAUUCACAAGAUGAUUUAUUAUUUGAUGGCUCAUUAGUUACCAUGACAGCUGAAAGUGUCUUAGAAAAACUGAAUUUGUUGAGCGAUAAGAGCUUGAAGGUUAGAAAGGAUACUACAAAGAGGUAUCUGCUGAAGAAAUACAUUGAAAAAUUUCAUAUCUUGCAUCAUAACGUUCAGCACACAAUAGAUUCUAUGUUUGAGAAAAGGAAAUCGGGUGAACUACCAUUACAAGAAAAGGAGAAUCUUGUUAGACUGCUUCUUUUAGAACAAAAUUUAUGCAAUAUCCUUGAACUAUUUUCUCACAAUCCAAACCUGAGCGAUGUCCUGGGCUCCGGUAAGGAUGAUGAUCCUAAACAAAAGAUCAACUCCGGAGAAGAUCCGAAAUUGCCAGCUUUGAAGCACGUUGAAUCCGGAUACCAUGUCUCAGAAGAAAAAACACGGCCUGAAAAUGAUGUAAUUACAGCAAGACCACAUUUAAUGGCCACUGAUUCUGGUAAAACAAUUGACGUCUUCACAGGCAAACCUUUAGUAUUCAAGAAUUCAUCAUCAACUACUUCUGCAGGUUGCAAAAAGCAAGAGGAAGAAGAAGGUGAAUUGCAUAAAUGGGGUUUCUUCGUCCAACAGCAGAGAUCUUUAUAUCCUGAGAGUGAAUCUGCAAGGCAAACACGAUCGACACCACGCCAUACAUCUAGUAAUGUACAGGUUAUAGAUAAUUCAACUUCAUCAUCUUCAGUUUCAGCUUCUACUAAUGAAACGGCUGUUACAAGUACAUUUAGCCCAGUGAUCCCAAAGAUCUUGCCAAAGAUUCCAUCAGGUGCUGUCUUAAGGUCAGCAAUCAUGAAGGCUAAAGGUAUUGACUCUAUCGAUGAUUUGAUUCAAAAUGUCAACUCUAACAACAUAGAACUGGAGAACAUUUACGGUGAAUCUAUUCAAAGCAGUACUUCGACACCCACCUCAGACGUCGGUCCCGAUAUUGCUACCCCUGUCCCGGGCACGAAAUCUUCAGAGAUAUUGCCUGUAGAUUCGGAUAGCGAUAACAACUGUGAGGGGAAAGUCACUGCUACUUAUGAAAAGCUAUUAAACAAUUUGUCCAUGGAGAGAUCGAUCAAACUGUGA
Messenger RNA from Saccharomyces kudriavzevii IFO 1802, 3831 nucleotides. RefSeq names its product protein phosphatase regulator GIP3 (gene GIP3). The record is from RefSeq and is a predicted model, not a curated record. The transcript has a single exon. Lineage: Eukaryota; Fungi; Ascomycota; Saccharomycetes; Saccharomycetales; Saccharomycetaceae. The coding region runs from base 1 to 3831 and encodes 1276 amino acids.